UACCACAACACCACAAUUCACUCCUCUUGCUCCGCUCCUCUCCUCUCCCGCCGGCGACCAUGGCGAAGGCCGCAACAGCAGCAGCAGCGGCGCCUCUCCACAGCGGCCUCCCGGACGAGAUCGCCAUCUGGGAGAUCCUCGUCCGCCUGCCCCCCAAAUCGCUCCUCCGCUGUCGCGCCGUCUGCCGCGCCUGGCGCAGCGCCACCUCCGCCCGCGACUUCCUCCUCGCCCACCACGCCCGCCAGCCCGCCCUCCCCCUCGCCUGCGGCCUGGAAGACGACGGUGGCAGCUGCUACUACCUGGCGGCCCAGCACCAGCCCGUCGCCCGGCUUGCCAAGGCCUUCUAUCUGUGCGCCUCCUGCGACGGCCUCCUCCUCCUCUCCAAGCGCAACCAGCUCUCCAUCUGCAACCCGGCCACUCGUCAGUAUGCUCCCCUGCCGGCGAGUUCUGCCUUCAUUCCGUUGGGAAUGUACCGGCACCGCCCCACAGGCGAGUACCGAAUACUGCUGUACAAGGAAAUUGGUCUUCCAGCGACCGACGGGCAAGAUGCCUGCCACAUCUUCGCAUUGGGCUCUGUCCAGCCGCCGAGGAGCAUCGGGUCGCUGCAGGAGGCGGAGCAACUGAGGUUCAGCGGGGUACCUGUCCCGUUCCGCGGUAACCUGCAUUGGCACCUGAAUAAGCAUUGGUACCUACAAAAGUAUUGGUACUUGCCCGAGAAUCAUGAGAGCAGAAGCAACAUUAUAAUUGUAUUCGACACCACAGCCGAGAGGUUUCGUGAGAUGUGUGCUCCGGUUGUUCCUGACCACCAUAAACUGUUUGAGAUGGAUGGCAUGCUCGGCAUGUCCAGCUUUAACAAUACAUGGCCAAUCAUUGAUGUCUGGAUGAUGCAGGAGCAGGACUAUGAAAGUGAGGUCUGGACCUUGAAAUACCGAGUUGAAUUGUCCAAUGCAGAUCUUCUCCUUGUGCAGUUUGGUCAGUUUGUCGAUUAUUGGAAUGUGGUGGUCGCCUCUUGUGAUGGCGCUGUGCUUGUGCUGGUCAAGUUUGGCAAGUCUAUACUUCAGUUUGAUAUUGAUGGCAAGUUGGUCAGUUUUCAUCACAAAGACCUCUUAGUUACUCAACAUCGGCUCAAGCAAACUCUUGUUCCACAUACCUUCUUUCCGAGACUAGAUGGUCAUUCCGUGAAUGCUUGGCCUUUCAUCUGAGUGGUGUUGAGUGAGUUGGUCCUUCUUAGAGGCCAACCUGUCUUUAUCCUUGAAGCCUGCAAUAUGUAUGAAUUUGAUCCACCAUGAGCCCUAGCUUCUUUAUCGAUGUAAUGCAAAGUUAUGAUCAAGAACCUCCUACUGUAAUAUGAUUGCAUGAAAUUCAUAUUUCUUUGGAUAUGGUUUUGGGCUGAAGUGGCUAACGGACAAGCUGAUGCUAAAAUUACCAACUCUUUGGGUAAGACUCACAAGUAAUCCAUGGAACAACAGCUACAAGCGAGGUUUGGGACUUAAAGUACCAAAUCAGACUGCCGGUUGAAGAAAUCAGGGGCCGGGUCGAAGAUUAUUAAGACUAUGGCUAUCGGGACAUUAAUGUUUGGGAUGUGAACGAUGUUUCGGGGGAUGAUGGCAUGUUCUUGCUGGUCAAUUUUGGUCGGUGUGUGCUUCACGUUGACACAGAUGGCAAAUUGAUUGACAUUUUCAAUUUUGAUCUCCAAGGCUUCUGUAUUUAUGAAUGUCGUCUCAAGCAAAGUCUGGUUCAGCAUACCUUUUUUCCGUCUCUAAAAGGUUAUACUGUGAAUGCUUCACCUUUCAUCUGAUUAUUGUUGUUGAGUGAGGUGGUGGUUCUUAACGGACUAGCAGUCGUUUCCUUAUGAGCUGCAAUAUCUAUGAAACGGAUCAACUAUGAGGCUGCUGGCAUCUUGCUUUUUAGGCAUUGAUGUAAUAUAAGUUAGGAUCAUAAGCUCUGAAUGUUAUAUUGCUUGUCUCCCUUUCGGUUGAACUGAUUAAUGCCGUGUUGAUGCUUUGCUCUGCUUUUAAAAUAUUUGCCACCUGAUCCACUUCACGUGUCUAUUUUCUGGGCAGGAACCGGCUUUGCUAGCGGUGUUCUUAGUUCUUAGUACCAUACUUCUUGAAUUGAAGAAUUGACAUUACCAUUUUUAUCUAGUGAUCUUCUUAAUAGUCAAUAUUAGUAGGGGUGUUACCUGUUUCUACCCUUUGUUGAAGCUGACGAUGAGCAUAGACAGAUUCUUUGUUGAUUUGCAAGCUAUAUCUGAAUUUUUAGAAGACCAUGGCGCACUGGUAGUUAAAUUAAAUGGUUGCAUCCUAGUCAACUGCUCAGUGAAAUGUUCUGUCAUAAUUCAUUUUUCAUAAGCCAGCAUGUGAAAUCAGAAUACAAACUCAUAGUUCGGAGCUUGAUACCAACCAGAGUAGAAAAUAUGCAGAAACUUGCAAUGUUUUUCUCUUCCUAGAAUCAAACUCAAGCACGCUAUAAAAACUUCACCGGGAGGAAAAAAAACUGGCAAGGUUAAUUGAUUAAGCUACAUGAGCAGGAAGCACUUUGGACGGUUCUGUACAAAAUAUACUGUUCUAUACAACUAGGCUUCUGAUACUAGUAGUAAUCUGGUUAUGUACAAAAAUCAAAACCAUCUGGACAAUGUUUCUGUACAAAGUAUUUUUCAGAUAAGUCGACCAAUAGUCUGCAGAUCAUAAACGUAUGUUGCCAAGAGUAGCAGAUUUUUUCCGACUAAACAUGGAGCUGCCGCCUGAAUUUUUUAUGUGCAAGACUUAACAUGAAAGAUCAUUUCUAUCUUAUGUAACUGCAGCUAAUGACCCUCGUGGUAAUUGGCAAGACACGAGGGACAUUUAAUAUAGAGGGGUUAUGGCUGGAAGAAGACACUUAGUUUUAUCUGCUUCUUCCUUAUAAGUUGAAGCCUGAAACACAUUUUCAGCCUGCAUGCUCUCUUCCCUCAGCUUGAAUAUCAUCUUUUCAGCCUACAGAAACGGAAGCCUACUAUUGUUUCUCGUCAGAGGGUGUUCUCUGAAAUGUAAGCAAAGUGAGAUAAUGAAGCAAUAUAAGCUCACCGAUGAUGCUAAUAACUUAAGAUGUACUAGUACUUACUUUGCAUAUAUAAAUUCCUGACACAAUUUGUAGUUGCUGCUUUCUAGAUAAUGAAGCAAUAUAAAUUCCUUCACAUAUUUUUGCCGGACUGGUGUUUUACUUUAACAUAUACUAUAUGCUAUUGGGAGGACACAGGUGUUGAUUAGAAUUAACAUAAUAGUGCAGAUGCAGUUGAUCGCCCAGAUUGCAUUUAAGACUAAGAAAUCAAAGCUGCACUCCUAAUGCAAGGGAAGAGCAGGCAGAGGGUUCAGAAUAGUAGUUGGAACUUGGAACAGAGACUUUGAUUGACCAGUGGGUGAGAGUCAAGACUCACAGGUGAUCCUUGGAACGGCAGGUCCAUGCACAACUACUUAUUCUCACCCUACAUCUAUAAAUUCUUCUUCAUCUCCAACUGGGGCAUCAACUCUUGUAUUGCGUCCUGGCUGAGUUCUUGUGAAGCUGUAGUCUGUAUUAACUAGUUGUUUCUGUGUUGGUGGAAUGGGUCCUCGCGGGCCUGGAGGACCAGAUUGGGGAGGCCCUGGCCCUGGUUCUUGGGGGCCUUGGUUUGGUGGCUUCUUCGGAUCCUGCUUCUACCUCCUCUGUUGUUGCUGCCUCCUCCAAGAUUGCUGCGGCCCAUUCUUCGGACCCCCGGGCCCAGGCGGCUCACCACCACCACCCUUCUGAUAGCAGCCCAACAUAUCCACCACAACGAAUAAUGCAGGCCUAAAUGUUGGCUGACAAGCGAACAUUCUGGCUGUUGGGAGUACCCCUUGCUACAGUAGUACACACACUACUGAAAAUAAUUGUCCUGUAUAUCUUGGAGAUGACUGUAUGCUCUUACCUAGUUACGUGGCACUUAUAUUGUUUGUACUGACUGAAUGCAAUUAUCGGUCUAUCUUCAAAAAAAAAGAAUGCAAUUAUGGUUACAUUU
Triticum aestivum (bread wheat) is the source of this 4009-nucleotide messenger RNA. RefSeq names its product F-box protein At5g49610. The coding region runs from base 60 to 1202 and encodes 380 amino acids. Gene Ontology annotation, molecular function: protein binding. The transcript is spliced from 3 exons. The record is from RefSeq and is a predicted model, not a curated record. Lineage: Eukaryota; Viridiplantae; Streptophyta; Magnoliopsida; Poales; Poaceae.